Messenger RNA from Lichtheimia ornata, 1116 nucleotides. RefSeq lists its product as uncharacterized. Lineage: Eukaryota; Fungi; Mucoromycota; Mucoromycetes; Mucorales; Lichtheimiaceae. Gene Ontology annotation, cellular component: endoplasmic reticulum; membrane. Gene Ontology annotation, biological process: lipid biosynthetic process; fatty acid metabolic process. Bases 1 to 1116 code for a protein of 371 amino acids. Gene Ontology annotation, molecular function: fatty acid 2-hydroxylase activity; heme binding; iron ion binding. The record is from RefSeq and is a predicted model, not a curated record. The transcript is spliced from 2 exons.
AUGGCAUGUUUUACUGAGGCCCAGGUGCGAGAGCACAGCAACAGCAGCUCGUGCUGGAUCAGCUACAAGGGCAGAGUUUAUGAUAUUACGGAUUUUUUGCAAGAUCACCCUGGAGGUCUCGACAUUCUGCUAGGAUUUGCAGGCACCGACGUUACCCAUGUCCUUGGAGAUGAGAAUCUGCAUAUUCAUUCGGAUGCAGCAUACGAGCUACUCGACGAAUAUUACUACAUUGGUGACCUGGAAGCUUGCCCGACGCCUGAACUCCUCAGUGGUAGUGUGAGCUCAUCUUCGCCUUCUGUCAAUGGUCUUUCAGACCACGAUGACGACUUGACGCCUUUAAAUACCACGAAAAAGGACGCUGAUCGAAUACUAUGCGACCAUGUAUCAAACGCGACUGAUAACAAUCAUGAGAAAUUUCUCGAUCUACGCAAACCACUCUUUCCUCAGCUAUGGAAUUCGACUUGGUCCAAGGCAUUUUAUCUCGAACAAGUCCAUCGUCCUCGUUUUGUACCAUAUUACGUUCCUUAUUUUUCCAACCCUUGGAUGGAUGUUCUCUCUCGCACAACGUGGUACACAGUUCCUAUGAUCUGGAUUCCCUUUGUAUGCUAUCAACUUUGGAAGUCAUUUCACACACAAGACAGCUCAAUGGCUACCACUUUUAAUACAUUCUGUUCUGGUGUUCUUGCAUGGACUUUACUUGAAUACGCUCUUCAUCGUUUCCUCUUUCAUCUUGACGAUUGGCUACCCGAUAGACCCUUGGCACUACUGUUCCAUUUUACUUUACAUGGCAUUCACCAUCAUAUGCCUAUGGACAGACUUCGGUUGGUCAUGCCUCCUGCACUUACAACUGUCAUUGGAUAUCCCAUCAUUAUGUUAGCGCAUUAUAUACUCCAAAAGACUGUUGCACACGCAUUUAUUGCUGGUGCAUUUUUUGGAUAUGUGUGCUAUGAUAUGACACAUUAUUACAUUCAUCAUGCCCAAGUCAUUCGGGUUCACUUUCACGAAAUGAAACGAUACCAUUUGGCACAUCACUACAAGAACUAUGAGAGCGGAUAUGGCAUCACAUCAAAGCUCUGGGAUUACGUAUUUGACACCGUUCUCGUGGUAACUAAAUAG